AUGUCAGCGCUGACCACGUUGAUGACGUCCCCCACUGUCCACGGUCCUCCUCUGGAGUCCACCGAGAACUUGCCGGUAAACGCCACAGGGUGCGUGCGUAAAGUUGCCACGUACUGCGCCAAGUCGCCCUGGAGAAGCAGCUCAGGUUUCCCUUCAGGAUCUUCAGCCUCCUCUUUAAAAACAAUCGACGUUUGUGAAGACAACCCCCCCUCCGCUGUGCCCUUUAACACAAUGGAGCGCAAGUCUUCCCAUGGGGUUAUCGACUGCGAUCCAAACAGGAAGGAGGUGAUGGUGAAGACAGGAGGGAUGAACGACAAGGCGUCACGAAAGACCUACACUUUUGAUAUGGUAUUUGGUCCAGCUGCCAAGCAGAUUGACGUGUACAGGAGCGUCGUCUGCCCAAUUCUGGAUGAAGUCAUCAUGGGAUACAACUGCACUGUUUUUGCCUACGGUCAGACUGGAACAGGAAAGACGUUCACCAUGGAGGGAGAGAGGAGUCCAGACGAGCAGUUCACCUGGGAGGAGGACCCUUUGGCUGGCAUCAUCCCCAGAACGCUGCACCAGAUCUUUGAGAAGCUUUCAGAGAACGGCACAGAGUUCUCAGUCAAAGUCUCCCUGCUGGAGAUCUACAACGAGGAGCUGUUCGACCUGCUCAGCCCCACCGAGGACGUCAACGAGCGGCUGCAGCUCUUCGACGACCCACGCAACAAGCGAGGUGUGGUGGUGAAAGGUCUGGAGGAGGUGACGGUUCACAACAAAGAUGAAGUUUAUCAGAUCCUGGAGAGGGGAUCAGCCAAGAGGAGGACGGCCUCCACGCUCAUGAACGCCUAUUCUAGUCGCUCCCACUCUGUGUUCUCAGUCACCAUUCACAUGAAGGAAAUCACUCUGGAUGGAGAGGAGCUUGUGAAGAUUGGCAAACUCAAUCUGGUGGAUCUCGCUGGCAGUGAGAACAUUGGGCGUUCAGGUGCCGUGGACAAGCGAGCUCGCGAGGCGGGAAACAUCAACCAGUCUCUGCUAACACUGGGCAGAGUGAUCACCGCUCUGGUGGAGAAAAGGCCUCACGUUCCCUACAGAGAGUCUAAGCUGACCAGAAUCCUACAGGACUCUCUGGGAGGACGAACAAAAACCUCCAUCAUCGCCACCGUCUCGCCUUCCUCCAGCAACCUGGAAGAGACUCUGAGCACGCUGGAGUACGCCAGCAGAGCCAAGAACAUCAUGAACAAACCUGAGGUUAACCAGAAACUCACCAAGAGGACGCUCAUUAAGGAAUACACAGAGGAGAUCGAGCGUCUGAAGCGCGACCUGGCCGCUACCCGAGACAAGAACGGAGUUUAUCUGUCUGCAGAGAACUACGAGAGUAUGAUGAGUCAGAUCACCUCUCGCGAGGAGAAUAUAGUGGAGUACACGGACCGGAUCGCCGCCAUGGAGGAGGAGCUCAAGAAGGUGACUGAGCUGUUUGUGGACAGUAAGACCAGACUAGAGCAGUGUACUGUAGAUCUGGAUGAGAAGCAGCAGAGGCUGGAGGUGACGAGCCAAGACCUGCAGCAGACCAAACACAAGCUGAGUCAGGAGGAGUUCAUCUGCUCGGAGCUCGCCUCAGUCCAGGAAACCCUCUACAGCACCGCAGGACAGCUGCUGAGUACAGUGGAUGUCAGCACCAGUGACGUGUCGGGUCUCCACGCCAAGCUGGACAGGAAGAAAAAGGUAGAGCAGCACAACACGGAGAUCCAGCAGAGCUUUGCUCAGCGGAUGGAUGGAGCGUUCAGCAACAUGGAGCACUGCGUUCAGCAGCAAGGAACCAAACACCAAGACAUGCUGAGCAGCUACUCGCAGGCCAUCGAUGGUUUGCUCGUUAGGAACGAGGCAGCGCUAAAGGGAGCUCUGGCCACUGUGGAGUCCUUCACUGGCGGAGUCGGGCAGCUGGUCGCCGAGGGCGUCAGUCGCUGCCAGGACAGAGUGCAGCAACAGGAGGGGCUGUGUCUGCAGGACAAGGAGAGCCUGCUGCAGCUGUUGGAAGAGCAUCGACAGGACAUGGAGGAGGUCCUGGUGGCUCGGACUCUGAUGGGCCUGUCGGCUGUCAAGGAGCUCAAUGACAGCCUGAGAGCCACAGUGGAGACGCAGCGAGCUCUGGCCGGCAAGGUGGAGGCGAUGAAGGAGGUGGGUGUUUUCUUCAGCGGGUUGGUUCAGGAGCUGGCCGUGCUGCGGGAGGCCGCCGUGCAGGGUCUGAGCUCACUGCAGACUGAACAUGACAAGCUGGAGGAUGAGAUCAGACAAGCGCAGGAGAGACACCAGACGGGUAUGAAGCAGACCAUUCAGUGUCUGCAGGACCAGCUCAACCUGCUGGCCAUGGAGGCCCAGAAGGACUAUACCGAUCUGCACUCUGCCUCCAAAUCUCUGCAGAAACCUCUACAGAUCCUGCAGGAGAACAUCAGCAGUGGUUGCAGUACAGUGGAGCGUCGGGCCUCGGCCCAGGUGGAGAUCCUCUCCUCCACCUCCUCCUCUCUGGCCUCCUCUCUGCGUCUGAAUGCUGACGAGAGCCAGCAGACGCUGGAAGAGAUGACAGGCUGCUGCUCCCACCUCCACAGCUCUGUGUCCGGUCUGGUGGAGCGUGACCUCCAAUGGAGCUCCAGAGCCAGGGAGCAUGCAGAGACGCAAACCCAGCAACACCUGUCCCUAAUGGGGAUGAUUUCUACUGAAGCUCAGACCCUCCAUCAGAACGUGGAGAUGCACUGCACUGAACAGCUCCGAACAGCCAGGGUGGAGCUGACCAGUCGGCACGAGGAAGUGAAGCAGGCUCUGAUUGGUGUGCAGGACCAGACCUCCCUGGAUCGGAAUGUCCUGGAACAACAGCAGGCUGAGCUGCAGGACCAUGUGGAGACUAGCCAACAGCUUGUCCACGGCUUCCUGCAGGAAGAGCUGCAGCAGGAUGUUCCCACCGGUACGACCCCUCAGCGUCGGGAGUUUGUGUAUCCCAGGCAGCUGAUAAAGUCGCGGAGCCGCUGUGAGCUGCUGGAGAGCCUGAAGAGGCAACAUGAGCAGCUGCAAGCCGCCAUGGAGGAGGAGGAGGAGGAGGAGCUGGAGGAGGACGAUGACAAACACAGCCAGGUUGACCACGACUCUCUGGAGGAUGAGCUGAGUACUUGUAAUGAAAGCUUAGCCACAGAGCCGUCCUUCAUCGACGAGAACCUCGUCUUCAACGAGAGCAAACGCGUUCCCUUCUUCAAGCAAAAGAAGGGCGGUAAGAAGGAGUCAAAGAUCCCUGCCAGGUCAAAAGCAUCAGAAAACGAAGCUGCGUUGACGCCUCAGAAAUCCAGACUGCCACUCCGCUGUCAGAACUAAAAAAGUUUAUUUAACAGUUUAAACUAUGUUAUUACUGUCUCACAUACUUUUAAUCAUUUUGUCUUCUAAAUGUUAGAAAGUUGUCUCAUGAACUUUCACUUGUCUUAGUAUCAGAAGUGUCUCGACAUUUUCAAGUUGCUUGUAAAAUUAAAGAGAUUUAUACUUGUUUUAUA
This is a messenger RNA of Morone saxatilis (striped sea-bass), 3512 nucleotides long. It is a transcript of the gene kif11, whose product is annotated as kinesin family member 11. Lineage: Eukaryota; Metazoa; Chordata; Actinopteri; Moronidae. The record is from RefSeq and is a predicted model, not a curated record. Gene Ontology annotation, biological process: mitotic spindle assembly; microtubule-based movement. Gene Ontology annotation, cellular component: spindle microtubule; nucleus. Gene Ontology annotation, molecular function: microtubule binding; ATP binding; plus-end-directed microtubule motor activity. Bases 1 to 3339 code for a protein of 1112 amino acids. The transcript is spliced from 27 exons.